This is a messenger RNA of Myotis lucifugus (little brown bat), 1028 nucleotides long. It is a transcript of the gene TNIP3, whose product is annotated as TNFAIP3 interacting protein 3. Gene Ontology annotation, biological process: cellular response to lipopolysaccharide; regulation of transcription by RNA polymerase II. The record is from RefSeq and is a predicted model, not a curated record. NCBI's taxonomy places the organism in Eukaryota, Metazoa, Chordata, Mammalia, Chiroptera, Vespertilionidae. The coding region runs from base 234 to 1028 and encodes 264 amino acids. The transcript has 8 exons.
GUUGCUGGGCUUGUAACCAUUCUGUGCAGCUCACGUCCUGGGCGCCCUGUUCCCUUGUAAGGACGAGACGCUGCCCCUGUUUUCCACGCUCUGUGGGCUUUUUGAAACUUUGAAUGCUUGGCCUCCCUUGAAACGACACCUCAAGAGCCAUUUUCUCUCUUCUUUUCCUUCUGCUCUCCAAGACACCAAGACAGACAGCCCUGCUGGCGCACCCUGAGCAGGGCACGUGGAGAAUGAGCGCUGCGGAAGGCGGCACGGAGCCCGCGGAGUGUGCUGACCCAUCAAGAGGAAAGAGCUCGACAAAUUCUCUUGAACGAAAGAUAAGGUGCCUGGAAAAACAGAGAAAAGAGCUCCUAGAGGUGAACCGGCAGUGGGACCAGCAGUUCCGAAGCAUGAAGGAGCUGUACGCCGGGAAGAAGGAAAAGCAGACCCUGAGCGAAGAAGUACACGCGUUGAAGAAAGAAAACAAGCUGUUGAAGGAGAACAAUGCUGCCAUGAGCAGGAGGAGGGAACAUUAUGAAUGUGAAAUCAAACGCCUUAACAAGGCUCUUCAGGAGGCCCUGAAGGUCGAGUGCUCUCCGCUUCCCGAGGACCGUCUGGGGGGGCCUGAGGCGGGGUGCGGGCACGAGGACAUGAGGACAGAGAUGGAGGUGCUCAAACAGCAGGUGCAGAUCUACGAGGAAGACUUCAGAAGGGAGAGGUCGGACCGAGAGAGACUCAACCAGGAGAAAGAGCAGCUGCAGCAAAUGAACCGGACGUCGCAAUCCCAGCUGAACCAGCUGAAGUCCAAGGUAAAAGCGUGCCGGCUGGAGCAAGAAAGGCUGGAACGGCAGUUGGAACAGAUGCGCAUCCUGCCCUGUCGCUGCGGCCUGGGUCUCCACCUGCCCGACGCGGCAGGCGCACCUGCCGACCCCGGGGCUGUGCCGGACCUGCCCAGGCUCCCGGUGAGUAAGCCGCUCCCGGCCUGCGGGCUGGCCCAGCGUGCUGCUGUCCUGAAAUCAGCCCGUCUCUGGAAUGUGGCACCUUAG